ACCGUAUCUGUAGUCUGGCAGGUACCUCCAUGUCGUUCUAUUCAGCUUUCCCCACCAUCUUCACAUCCCAACCAAACUCACAACUACAUACAUGCCUCCGCCCUCAACCCUAAGGCGGCUUCUCCCGGCCUCUUCUCCCGCAGAUCUUCCUCCUGUCAAUAUUGGCGAUGGCGUCAGAAAGACACCCUCGAGGAGAGUGACGGUAGCUUGCUUGGAAUGUCGCAAGCGUAAAUCAAAAUGUGUGGGUGGUGUACCGUGUGACCUUUGUCGCCGCAACAAUAGAGCUUGUUCCAUCGACGAGGAGAAGGAUGGGCGCCGUAAGGGCUUGCUCCGGCGCAAGCUGCAAGACCUCGAACAAGACAGCGUCCUCCUCCAUGAGCUAGUGGAGAAUAUCCGCCAUCCAGAUCGGAAGAGGCUCGAUAGACUUCUCACUUGUCUCCGGGGGGGUGCCCCACUGGAUGAGGUACGACGAUUUCUGAGUUCAUCUCCAACACCCUCGUCUUCGUCGGCCUGCCGUGAACUGGCACAAUCGGUGUCGGCGGCCACCACGGAUCUCAGUCUACGAACAGGGUGGACUCUCUAUCGUGUUCCAGCCCAGCCCUGGACCCGGGUCACCGAUGAUGCGGACUACGUGUCUCACCUAAUAUCACUCUUCUUCACCUGGUUUCCCGCCACUUCAAUUUGGAUCGAUCGCGAUAUCUUCACUCGGGACAUGCAGUCUGGCCGGCCGGACUCAGCGUUUUGUUCACCCGCCCUUGUCAACGCCCUCCUUGCUCUUGCCUGCUUCUAUGCCAAUCCAUGCAAAGCUGAUACCGUGUCGACAUCACCUACAAUGCAAAUGUUACAAUUAUACCAUGAGGCAAAGGAUAUCUUGGAGCAGGAGACCGAUGAAUUGAAGCUUACCAGCGUUCAGGCGCGGAUUGCAUUAUACCUUUGUACGUAUGGUCUGGGUAAAGGGAUGCUUGGUUGGCAGAUAUUGACCGAGCUCAUGGACUGUGCCCGGGAACUCAUCGCCCAACGGGAAGCCAUAACCGCACGAGCUGGGAACGAGGCGCAGGAAACGGUCCGAGCAAUUGACAGAGCUCUAUAUGGACUGUUCAGUCUUACACCCGUCAGUUAUACUGUGUCUCCUGGACAGGCUAUGAUGCCGAAACCCCCCGCCUCCCGGUUUCCUCCAAAUCAUGGUGUCAGCGACACGUGGUGGCCCUAUCCCUUCAGGGCCGAACCGGUGUUUGCCCAUACCAACUGCCUCAUUAACGCGAUGCUCGACAUCCAAUCGAUCGAGUGGGACUUUUCGACCGCGCACUCGGCCCAAAACGGGAUGCCAUCGCCGCCCCCGACGGACAAGACAGUCGAUAGCUUCUACCAUCGUCUGAAUAAAUGGGCGCAACAGCUCCCUGAGUGCAUCCGGGUCGGUCCCAUCCCGACCCCAGGCGUGAUUGAUCUCCAUAUACGAUACCAUGCCGCGAUUAUCUCCGUGCUCCGAUGCACACAACCGUACCAAGAGAAGAAAGACGCCAUCGUCCCGCCAGCCGGUCCUGGUAGAGACCUCUGUAUAUCCUCGGCGCAAGAGAUCCGUUCGCUCGUCAAUAACUACCAUUCGCGCUGGCCAAUCGACUCCCUCCCGGUGACGUACAUCCAUUAUAUCAUGCUCGCGCUACGGACUCUGCUGGAGCUUUUGCCCGCGGGCGCAGGCACCGAGGCGUUCAUCGACCUCCACAUGGCGCUCCGUGCGAUGAGCCGUCGGUGGCCUAUGGCGAGAGCGAGCCUUCGGCUGCUCCGGUAUCGUGUCAACGCUAAAGCAUAAUUCCGGGGCCGUCAAUGCCAUGAUUUCGUAUUUUUUUUUGUGAAAGUGUACGGUCUGUUUAAUUGCUCGCCGUGUUACUGG
This is a messenger RNA of Aspergillus homomorphus CBS 101889, 1888 nucleotides long. RefSeq lists its product as uncharacterized. The transcript is spliced from 6 exons. Gene Ontology annotation, molecular function: DNA binding; DNA-binding transcription factor activity, RNA polymerase II-specific; zinc ion binding. The coding region runs from base 92 to 1807 and encodes 571 amino acids. The record is from RefSeq and is a predicted model, not a curated record. Gene Ontology annotation, biological process: regulation of DNA-templated transcription; DNA-templated transcription. Lineage: Eukaryota; Fungi; Ascomycota; Eurotiomycetes; Eurotiales; Aspergillaceae.